Messenger RNA from Solenopsis invicta (red fire ant), 1891 nucleotides. Its product is annotated as odorant receptor 4. Lineage: Eukaryota; Metazoa; Arthropoda; Insecta; Hymenoptera; Formicidae. The transcript is spliced from 4 exons. Bases 524 to 1744 code for a protein of 406 amino acids. Gene Ontology annotation, biological process: sensory perception of smell; detection of chemical stimulus involved in sensory perception of smell. The record is from RefSeq and is a predicted model, not a curated record. Gene Ontology annotation, molecular function: odorant binding; olfactory receptor activity. Gene Ontology annotation, cellular component: plasma membrane.
AUUUUUUAAUAUUUUUUGAAUCACUUAAUCCAUUAGAAAAAUAAUGUUGAACAUUAAUGACCCCCCUUUACAGUUGAUGGGUGCCAAAAAUCACGGUGACGGCUAACAUCAAAAAUGUUAAUUAUAGAAAAUAAGAAAUUGUAAAAAUAAUUGCUUUUUUAAAAAUACAAUUAUAUUUUUAAAAAAUGUUCUUUUUUAAUUAAUAUUUUUAAAAAACAACGAAUUAAUAAUAACUAAAGUUUAUACCUAUCUGAAUACAAUAUAUAAAAAGAUCACAAUCUUUUAUCUUAAUAAUAAUUUAAUACUUUCGCAAAUGAUUCUUUAUGGUGAUCAAUUUCUCUGAAAGAGACUCCCUCAAUAGCGCAGCGUACUCGGCGAGUAUCGAUCGACUGACGAGACGCACAAAUAUCCUGUUCUGCUUAUUACGUUACUAAGAUACUCGUUGGCGCAGGCGCUACUUUUUGUCAACUGCAUGCAUGUCUAACAGUCGAUUCAGUAGCAUCCGCGCGCUUCGCGAGCAAUCAUGGAUGUCGAUGAAUCUAACAAUCCGCAGCAGGACGUAACCGAUUACAGUACUCAGUUUAAUCGUUGGCUCUUGAAACCGAUGGGCGCUUGGCCAAGUGAAGACUCCACGCCAAUAAAGGAUAAGGUGAUUUCAAUAAUACUGGCAAUAACCUGCUACUCCCUCAUAGUCUACGCGCUCGUGCCUUGUAUCCUGAACAUACUAUUCGAAGAGACUGAUAUGCAUAAAAAAAUAACAACUUUGGGUCCAUUAAGUCAUUGGAGCAUAGGCGGUGUGAAUUAUUUCUUCCUGCUUAUUCGCAGUCGCGAUAUAAAUCGUUGCGUGCAACAUAUGAGGAACGAUUGGCGAACAGUGACGGAUAGUGAAGACAGAGGAGCUAUGAUGAGAUACGCCAAAGUCGGCCGUUUUGUCGCCGGACUCUGCGCAAUUGUUAUGCCUAGCGGCGUAAUCGCCCAUACUCUGCUAACUGGCACCACGCCGGUAAUUGUACAUAUCGGCAACAAGAGCGUAUCAACGUAUUUGUUACCGUGUCCCUCAUACACGAAGUUCGUGGAUACCACGAAGAGCCCGGCGUUUGAAAUUACAUUAAUAUUGCAACUUAUGUCGAGUAUCAUUGUCACUUUCAUCAGGGUCGGCACCUGUAGUCUCGCGGCGGUGUUUGCAACGCAUGCAUGCGGCCAGUUAACUAUGCUAAUGAGAUGGCUAGAUCAGCUGGAGAAUCGAAAGAAACAAAACACGGUGCAACAUCGAUUGGGGAACAUUGUGGAGCACCAUUUAAAAGUACUGAGCUUCGUGGCACAGAUGGAAGCACUUAUGAAUCAGUUAUGUUUUGUGGAAGUGCUAGGAUGUACGUUUGACUUGUGUUUACUUGGAUAUUACAUCAUUACGGGAUGGAAUGUAAUGGGGAGAAAAUUGUCAAUAUCUUAUGUAAUCAUAUAUGUAGGCAUGGCUUUUAAUAUUUUUAUAUUGUGUUACAUUGGUGAGAUAGUCACAGAACAGUGUAAACAAGUAGGCGAAACAGCCUACAUGACUAAUUGGUAUGAUUUGGCUCAUACAACGGCUCGUGAUCUGAUUUUAAUUAUUUCCCGAUCAAGCACUGUGACCAAAUUAACUGCAGGAAAACUUGUUCAUCUUUCUAUCUCAACUUUUGGUGAUGUGAGUACACAAAAAUGUAUAUCAUAUUUUGUACAGUCUAAUACAUUUACGAAAUGUUUCAGGUGAUGAAAACCUCCAUGGCGUAUCUAAACAUGCUCCGAACUAUGACGGCUUCUUAAGCUGAAUUUACACCAGUUUGUACAAAGCGUUAGCAAAUUCACUGUAGCUUCGAAUUAUAUCUGAAUAAUUACAUAAAGUACCAAAAAAAACCAA